Pelodiscus sinensis (Chinese soft-shelled turtle) is the source of this 5231-nucleotide messenger RNA. The record is from RefSeq and is a predicted model, not a curated record. NCBI's taxonomy places the organism in Eukaryota, Metazoa, Chordata, Testudines, Trionychidae.
UAGUGACAGGCACCCAUGUUUUGCAGGGUAAGUGUCCUGGUGGGUGCUCCCAAAGCUAAUACUACGCAGCCGGAUAUCCAGGAAGGAGGAGCGGUGUAUUACUGUCCUUGGCCAGCUGCUGAAUGCAAGCAGAUUCCCUUUGAUACUACUAACAAUAGAAAAAUCAAAGUCAAUGGCACCAGGGAACCUAUUGAGUUUAAGUCAAAUCAGUGGUUUGGAGCAACAGUCAAAGCUCAUAAAGGAAAAGUUGUGGCUUGUGCUCCCUUAUAUCAUUGGAGGACCCUUAAAGCCACCCCUGAAAAAGAUCCAGUUGGCACCUGUUAUGUGGCUAUUCAGAACUUCAGUGCAUAUGCUGAGUAUUCUCCUUGUCGCAACACUAAUGCAGAUCCUGAAGGACAAGGUUUCUGUCAAGCAGGCUUCAGCUUAGAUUUUUACAAGAAUGGGGACCUUAUAGUAGGAGGACCUGGGAGUUUUUACUGGCAAGGUCAAGUAAUCACCACAAGCAUUGCAGAUAUCAUUAAGGACUAUUCAUUCAAGGAUAUUCUAAGGAAACUGACAACAGAAAAGCAGACUGGAGUGGCACCGCCCAUAUAUGAUGACAAUUACCUGGGAUACUCAGUGGCUGCAGGGGAAUUUACUGGAGACCUUGAACAAGAGUUGGUUGCUGGAGUGCCCAGAGGAGCACAGAACUUUGGCUAUGUUUCAAUUAUUAAUUCUACAGACUUGACCUUUAUUCAGAAUUUCACUGGUGAACAGAUGGCAUCUUACUUUGGGUACACUGUCGCAGUGUCGGAUGUUAACAGUGACGGUUUAGAUGACAUCCUAGUUGGCGCCCCUCUCUUUAUGGAGCGUGAAUUUGAGAGUAAACCUAAGGAAGUAGGGCAAGUUUACCUAUACUUGCAGGAAAGUGCCUUCUACUUCCGAGAUGCACAGAUUCUGUCAGGCACUGAAGUGUUUGGUAGAUUCGGCAGUGCAAUUGCUCACCUUGGAGAUCUCAACCAGGAUGGAUUUAAUGACAUUGCAAUUGGUGCACCAUUUGCAGGAGAAGACAGAAGAGGCAAAGUGCUCAUUUACAAUGGACACCGGAAUGGGUUAAAUGCUAAUCCUUCACAGGUUCUCAAUGGGGUCUGGGCCUCACAGUCCAUGCCUGCGGGAUUUGGCUUUACUCUAAGAGGAGACUCAGACAUAGACAAGAAUGAUUACCCAGAUUUAAUAGUAGGUGCAUUUGGAGCUGGAAAAGUAGCUGUUUACAGAGCAAGGCCUGUUGUGACAGUGGAUGCUCAGCUCAUGCUGUACCCAAUGAUUGUAAAUCCAGACAAUAAAACUUGUCUGCUUCCUGACUCUAUGAUUAUGGUGGCCUGCUUUACUGUAAGAGUUUGUGUGGCUUUUGAAGGUCAAAGUAUUUCAGAUAAAAUUGCACUGCAAGCUGAAUUGCAAUUAGAUUCAUUGAAACAGAAAGGAGCUGUUAAAAGGACCCUCUUCUUUGAUUACCAUCAGUCACAUCGUUUCUUCCCCAUUGUGAUAGAAAGACAAAAAAUGCACCAUUGCCAGGACUUCAUUGUUUACCUCCGAGAUGAAACAGAAUUUCGAGAUAAAUUAUCUCCCAUCAGUGUUAGUUUGAAUUACAGCUUGGAUGAAUCCACUUUUGUAGAUGGUCUAGCUGUGAAACCAAUACUGAACUAUUAUCAAGAAAGCACUCUUAAGGAGCAGGCUUACAUUCUGGUGGAUUGUGGAGAAGACAACAUGUGCAUUCCUGAUUUGAAACUUUCAGCUGAACCAGAUAAAGAUCAACUAAUCAUUGGAGAAGAAAAUUGUGUCAUGCUCAUAAUAAAUGCACGGAAUGAUGGGGAAGGAGCCUAUGAAGCUGAGCUUCAUAUAAAGAUCCCACCUGAAGCAGAUUACACAGGCAUUGAACGAAACCACAAGGCACUACGUGUAUUGAGCUGUGACUACAAGAUGGAAAAUGAAACUAGAAUGGUGGUUUGUGACCUUGGAAAUCCCAUGGUGGCUGGAACAAAUUUCUCUACUGGCAUCCGAUUUUCCGUUCAGCAUUUUGAAAAUGCCGAUUUCAGCAUCAAGUUUGAACUGCAAAUAAAAAGUUCUAAUAAGGUUAAUCCCACCAGCAAUUUGGUUAACCUUCAAAUCAACAUCAGUGUGAUGGCGCAAGUACAGAUCAGAGGAGUGUCUCAUCCUCCACAAAUUGUUUUGCCACUUCACAACUGGGAGCCUAAAGAUCAGCCUACCAAAGAAGAGGAUGUUGGCCCUUUAGUAGAACAUAUAUAUGAGCUGCACAACAUUGGACCAAGUGCUAUCAAUGAGACAUUACUCCAUGUUGGAUGGCCUGCCUGCAAUCAAGAGGAGUCUCUUCUUUAUGUCUUUCAUAUUCAGACACAUGGCCCAUUGCAAUGUCAAACAAGCUCUGCUAUCAAUAUAUUGCAAAUAAAGUUUGCUAUUCCACCGGACACGCCGGAACUCACUGCUUUUUUACAUAACUCCACUGUUCCUCACUAUGUUGGACGGAGAGAUGUCACCAUGGUGGAACCGCAAAGAAAGAGCCAUUCAAAAAUAUUGAACUGUACAAAUGUGAAGUGUUUAAUGAUCUCAUGUACAGUGGAAGCACUAAAAAUCAGAUCUCGGUUGUGGGCCCAAACUUUUCUACAGAGAAAGAAUUACCAAUAUACCCUUUCUUCCAAUGUAUCCUUUGAAGUUAAAAAGAUGCCAUAUAAAGUGCAGCCAGCAAAACACCCUGAGGGAAGCAUAGCAAUAAGAACAUCUGUCAUUUGGGCUACUCCAAAUAUCUCCUUUAUAAUCCCUUUAUGGGUUAUAAUACUAGCAAUACUUCUUGGAUUGUUGGUUCUGGCUAUUUUGACAUUAGGUUUGUGGAAGUGCGGCUUCUUUGACCGAGCUAGACCGCCUCAAGAUGAUAUGGCUGAUAAGGAGCAACUGACAAAUGACAAGACUACUGAUGCAUAAAAGAGGAGAGUGAAGUUUCCAUUCAGAGUCCCGCUCAAGACUAGAAAUUUGUAAAAGUGAAGGAUUUUUUCUACCAACAGUCUUCCGAUGAAAUUACAAGUGCCAUGAUGUUUUAAUCUGAUCUAUGCAACAUUUCUGAAAAUCACCACAUGAUGAUGAUCCUGGGCAGAAACCAGCCUUAUCACUGCCUUAAAAACAUAACCCAUCACUGUGCAAUUAAUUUUUAUAUCAUACUCCAAAUGUUUUUGAACGCAUGUGGUUUGUUUCAUCACUUUCAGAAUAACCCAAAUCUUGCAAGGAUGCAAUGGCUGUAUUGCUGUAUCAUCUAGUAGAUGGACCAGGACAAAACUAUCACACACUACUGUAUCAUGCAAAAUAUUUUGACACCUCCCUAUGGAUAAGAACAUUUAUGGAAUUGUGGCUCAGGGAGACAAGCAAUAUUUUGGUACUGUGAAAGUACUUCUGAAGCAGAAAGGUAGUCUCUAAUGGACUAUAUACUGGGGGCACAAUUUAUUUAUUUUCCCACCUUUCUGGGACGAGUAUCAGAUCUUAUCUUAGAUUCAGAGUUUUAGAGAAGUAAAUCAUAACAUAGAAAUCAUUUGCUUAUCUUGUAUGUAAGUAGAAGUGGCCUAUACAUUCAGAACAUUUUUUUGGCUGCAAGGGUGCUUUGGGGAGCAGGGGAAUUUAAAUAAUUGAAUUGAAAAGGGCAUGCAGUAAAAUAUUUUAAAGAUAUAUUGUACCUUUUUCAACCUGUAGAUGGCAGUACUAAAUUGAGUGGAUCAAAUCCAUUUUUGAUGUAAACUAGUGCAACAUCAGUUGACGCCUGUGGGAAUUUUUGUCCACUUUUUUGGCUAGGGCUGAAUAUCUCACCACUAUUUUUGGGUACUUAUUUUGUUAAAAUAGCCUCUUAAAAAUGCUACUUGCAUGUUUUGUUGAAUUCUUGAUUAUUUUGUCAGAGGUGACAACACUUGAUCUUUAAUGUUUUCUAAUUGUUUCACCAAGUUACAUUGUUGGGUUGAGUAUUUUGCAGUUAUCUCUUAUUACAAAGAGUCUUGCAGAGAAGGUGCACUGAAUUUGCAUUUAUAGAAGUGAGAUGCAAAUCAUUCAUUGUUGAGAUAACCCACCGAAGGAAAGACAUUGUGUUGUAAAGGAAAUAAAAAUGUUCCUUUGUUUCUCUGCUGCUUUUAAGAUCCAAAAGACUAGGUCCAUAAUUCACCAAUAACUCUUUCUGUAACAUUAGUGAAUGAACUUUCUUUAAAUUGGAUCCAUCCAACUAUAGAGCUGUGCAAACCAUCUGCAUAAAACCCAGGAUCAUCCUGUGCUUGAAAUUUGCUAUGUUUUGUGAAUCUGAGAGAAGGAUGUCCAUUUUCUGACACACACACACACACACACACACACCACUUUCAUUCUCCUUCCUCUUUCUAGCCAGUUUCCCUUCCCACUAUCUUAGUUUCCCAUCUUCAGGGAGGCCACUGGCCUCUUCUGAUUCAUCCUGUGACUUGGGCUUUUUCAGAUUGCUGGCAUCUGUCUUCAGGGCAGAGGCAACAGUAGGCGAGGUCACUACUGUCAAUUCCAAGAAUCUUUCAAAGGACAUGGAAGUAGUUCAUUUGGACAUCCCACUGUCUUAUUACAGCCAGCUCAUGGAUAGAUCACUAAACCUCAUGUCAGUAGCUAGAAAAUCUGAGUGCUAAAGUUCCCUUUUAAUGCCUUACAUCGGUCUGCAAGAAAAUCUUUUCUAGCCUUAUGGGUCAUUACCUAUCUGGAGGCAUAGGGAAUGGAGAGUUACCCCCAACUCUCUUGUUUUUUGAGGAGGUAAGAGAAGUGCUUUACCACACUCUGGAUCCUCCAAACCCUUGAGACUGGGGACAGCAGCCUGUGUUAGGAUGAUUUGCAUUGACCUCUUUCAAAACAAACUGCUGAAUUCAUUUCACAAAUUCCCUUGCAAACUACAUCCUGCAGGAAUCAUAUAUCUCUGCAUCCUCCACAUUUCAGAUAUAAUAAGAAAAAGUUCCUCUUUUGUAAAUAUUGAAUUGUGUGUAGUAAUUUCCAAAACAAGGCCAGCAGCCAAAUAAAUUCAUGACAUCUGCACAACACUUUCUCUGAUGAAAUAUUAUCAUUAAGAAAUACUGAACAUAUGACUUUUAUAUGUGCAAUACUUUAUAUUACCUAUGUACCUGAAGCAUGUUUACACUGGCAUUUGUGGUUGUUUUUUAAACUUUUGAAUAUAGUGAUUGAGUACAAUAAAAAAAGGACUAGAA